AUAUCCAUCCAAAGACCCACCGACGACGACGAGGAAGAAGAAGAAGAAGAAGGUUCAUCCGAAUCCCCUUCCUUCGUCUCUCUCUCUCUCUCUCCUGCCUUUUGCCUGCUUAUUAAAUGCUGAUCGUUGCCGCCCAUCUGUUCUAGGAGUCCAAUGGCCGAACUGGAAGGCGUGACGAUGAUGGCAGCAGGAGGAGUCCAGGACCAACAACUACCGCCCCCAUCUAGGGCUGUCGACCGCCUCAACCCUGCACUUCAGCAGCAGCUCAAUCUCGACUCUGUCAAAACACGCGCCAUCAGCCUCUUCAAAGCCAUCUCCCGUAUCCUUGAAGACUUCGAUGCCAUCGCCCGCACCAAUGCCUCUCCCAAAUGGCAAGAUAUACUGGGCCAGUUCUCGAUGGUAAAUCUGGAGCUUUACAACAUUGUCGAAGAUAUUAAGAAUGUUUCCAAGGCUUUUGUCGUGCAUCCUAAGAAUGUUAAUGCUGAGAAUGCUACCAUUCUUCCUGUUAUGCUAUCAUCCAAACUCUUGCCUGAAAUGGAGGUGGAUGACAACAUCAAGAGAGAACAGCUGCUACAUGGUAUGCAAAGUCUGCCAGUAGCUGCCCAGAUUGAAAAGCUAAAGACUAGAAUUGAUUUGAUUGGUGGAGCCUGUGAAAGUGCUGAAAAGAUCAUAGCUGAAGCUCGUAAAGCCUACUUUGGUACUCGACAGGGACCAACUCUUCUCCCAACCAUUGACAAGGCUCAAGCUACAAAAAUACAAGACCAAGAAGACUUACUUCGAAAAGCUGUCAAUAAUGGUGAAGGUUUAAGAAUACUUGGAGACCAAAAGCAAGUUACAUCCUCACUUCCAAUGCAUUUGGUACAUGUAUUUGCAGCUGCUGAUGGUGCCGCAUUCUCAGAUUCAUCUGGGAUAUAUCAGAAGAAUACGCCUCCACUUUUAUCAACCCCCAGCAGUAACACUCAAUUGUUUCAGGCUUCUGGAGCACAACCUAUUGGAAGAACAGCAGCUUCACCUUCUGGUGCUGCUGGGAGUGCAUCUUUUGACAAUACAACAGCAUCACCUCUCCAAUAUGCUAAUUCUCCUAGAUCUGGUGCCACUAUUAUGAACACACCAUCUCCUCAGCAACAGCAGCAGCAGCAACAACAACAACAACAAUUGCACCAACAUCAGCAGCAGCAAAGGCAGAAAAUGAUGCAGUUACCUCCACAUCAGCAACCGCUUCUAAGUCAACAGCAGUUGAGAACAACCUCCAUGGCUGGCUUGGGACAAAAUCAACUAUCAAAGCUUCAUGACUUGCCAAGCCAGACACAGCAAAAAUUUCAGUCGGUGCAUGGUCAGCAUCAUGUGCAGUUCUCUCAGCCAUUGGCAGCCCAGCAACUACAAGGCAGACAGCUUACAUCAUCUGCAAUGCAUAUGGGUCAAAACUCACUAAGCCAAGGAAACCAGUUGAAUCGUCAACUGAAUCAGUUCUCAAGCCCUGCAAAUAGUGCAUUGUUUAAUGCCGCCCAGACAACACCAUCCUCUCAAAUGAUCCCUAACAUGUCAGCUAUGAUGCCAUCGCAAUCUCUCCUCUCAAAAAUGCAGUAUGCAAUUCCUGGUGGAAAUCGGAAUCUGCCUCCCCAAAAUCUAAGCGACCAGAUGUUUAACAUGGGAGCUGGCAACCCUGGUGGGAUAGUGGGCAUGCAGCAGCAGCAGCAGCAGGGGGGUGCUUUUGGUGGGAACAUUCCACAGAGUGGUCAGAACCUACAACAGAGCAUGGUGCAAAACAACCCCCCACAGAAUCAUCCAAGCUUUCAGCAGCAAAGGCCACCGCCACAAAACCAGCAGCAGCAGUAGGAGUAGUGGCUGAGGAGGAAGGAAAUAUGCACAAGUGAUUUAAGGAGGCGCAUGUGUUAUGUGCUGUUGGGAGGAUUGGGAAGGUUGUCCCGGGGGCACAGCAGGCAAACAGUAGGGUGCCAGCGUGAAGGCCGGCUGGUGUGUUUUUGGAUAUUUCUACACUUCCUUUAGAUAGAUAGAUAGAUAGAUAGAUGGCUUUGGCCACAGUGGAGCGCUUAUCUUCAAAUAUUGUCAUUUUUACAUUAUGAUGUGCUAUGAUGCUCUACCACUUCAGCAAUUCCGACCCGAAUUCUUUUAGUUA
Andrographis paniculata is the source of this 2137-nucleotide messenger RNA. Its product is annotated as mediator of RNA polymerase II transcription subunit 8. The transcript has 12 exons. The record is from RefSeq and is a predicted model, not a curated record. NCBI's taxonomy places the organism in Eukaryota, Viridiplantae, Streptophyta, Magnoliopsida, Lamiales, Acanthaceae. Bases 154 to 1836 code for a protein of 560 amino acids. Gene Ontology annotation, cellular component: mediator complex.